This is a messenger RNA of Neurospora tetraspora, 2095 nucleotides long. RefSeq lists its product as uncharacterized. The transcript has a single exon. NCBI's taxonomy places the organism in Eukaryota, Fungi, Ascomycota, Sordariomycetes, Sordariales, Sordariaceae. Bases 226 to 1746 code for a protein of 506 amino acids. Gene Ontology annotation, molecular function: monoatomic cation transmembrane transporter activity. The record is from RefSeq and is a predicted model, not a curated record. Gene Ontology annotation, biological process: monoatomic cation transport; transmembrane transport. Gene Ontology annotation, cellular component: membrane.
CAGAAGCUGAGGAAAGAGCAAACAGAGACUUUGGUUGUUGUUUCCGUAUCAAAAGCCAUUGAGCGAAAAGUAAAAAGGACAAGAACGAGCGUGGGAUCUGUUCCUGUUCGUUUCGUUUUGUUCCAUGCUCAAUGGCUCCCUCGUUUCUUUCGUGAACCUGUCCCUCCCACCCCAUCUGUUGGCGGCAAACAUCCAAUUUGAGCCUUGACACGACGACCGAGCAACAUGGUGGGAAGAAGACCCAGAAUCGUCAAUUCGGCCACCGAUUGGCACGGGACCACGCCCUCUCGUCGGCCCUCUUCCAUCCGCCAACGAUAUCGUGACGACGACCAAGAAUCUGGACUUCUUUCCAGGGUCUCCCCUGGCGAUCACCGCGACCCUCGCUCCACCGAGCCCACUUCCACCCCCGCCGCCCCCACGCGGAUCCCCUCCCCACACGAACACGAAGUCCAGAUCCACGACGACCGCGCCAAGGUCACCUCCCUCAGCGGCUUCAAGGAUGCUCGACACCUGGCCAUCGCCGAACAACGUCGAAAUGAUUUGAAGCAAAGGGUGUUCGAUGGCAUGAAGGGCUUCUCCUCCUGGGAGGAACAACAUCGCAAAUCUUAUGCCGAGCUCAAGGCCAUCAAGAACAAGAAGAUCAGGAGAUACUACGAGUCCCAAAACGAGACGCUCGAUAGCUGGGUUGAGGUCGAUGCCUUGGUCAUGGCCGUUGCCGACGAUGUAAUCGACAGCAUGAACCCUGAUGCCGAUAGAGACGGUAUCGCCGAACGCCGUGUUCCCCUCGCCGACUCCAAGGGCGCCGUUGAAGCCUUUCUGCCCCCCGAGCACAUCGAGAAGCGCCGCCGUAACGAUCGAAACGCGAGAUGGGCUAUAAACACAAAUGUCAUUGCCAAUGUCUUCAUGCUCGUUGGCAAGCUGGUCAGUCUGCGCUUUAGUCCAUCGCUUUCGUUGGCUGCCAGCACGGCGGACUCUGCUUUGGACCUGUUCUGUACCCUGAUCAUCUACGGUACAAACCGCAUUGUCUCGUGGCGUCUGCGCGCUCUACAGCUCAAGUACCCCGUUGGAAGACGACGCCUUGAACCCAUCGGUAUCCUUGUCUUCAGUGUCAUCAUGGUUGUUUCCUUUAUACAGAUCCUUCAAGAGUCAGUUACAAAGUUGUUACCCGGCGGCGAUAGAGAUGCUGCGCCUCUGCCUCCUAUUGCUAUUGGGGCCAUGGCUGCCAAUGCCGUCAUCAAGGGGAUUAUCGGGCUCAUAUGCAGACCCAUCAAGACGACGCAGGUACAGGCUUUGGUGCAGGACUGCAAGACCGAUGUGUACUUCAACACCGCCUCUCUCCUCUUCCCCCUGGUUGGUGUUACUGCCCAGAUCUGGUGGUUGGACCCCCUCGGUGCAACUUUUUUAGCCAUCUAUGUCAUCUGUGACUGGGCUGAGACAUGUAUCGAGAACAUCAGCCGAUUGACAGGAAGCAGUGUAGACGAUGCCUUGCAGAAGAAGCUGAUGUAUCUCGCCUUCCGCUUUUCCCCUGUCGUCGAAGGCUUCAAAUCGUUGACGGCGUACCAUGCAGGUGAUGGUGUUUGGGUUGAGCUGGACGUACUGUUGGACGAGAGCACCUCGCUCCCUUUGGCACAUGAUAUUGCCGAGACGCUGCAGUAUUGCUACGAGAGUCUUCAGGAGGUGGACAGAGCUUUUGUCACGGUGGACUAUUCCUCCUUGGGCCCCACGGGACAUAACCAAUGUCAUUGAUCGGUACGCUAUGGCCUAUGGGCUGGAUCGCGGUAUGUCGUCAAGAGCUCAUUGCCGCAGAUUACUUCCGCCGAACCGAGGUUGCUACCGCAAUGAAAGUGUCCAUGUUGGACGGUUGUGUCUGGGGGUAUCCUACAUCAAUCAAGUAACACAGCUUUUAUCGUUUCCAUGGUCCAGACCUGUAGUGAUAACGGUCGGUUGAGCCCAACAUGGCAGGUUCUCAAGGUCAACAUCGCUUUGGGGUGCGGGGCUUAGGCAUAUGGAACAGGAUAGUCACGGAAAGUCAACAUUCCGAUCACCCCAAAAUCCAGCUUCUCGGCAGGUUAUCUGGAACCUUUCCUCACAUCCA